UAUUGUUUAUCGUUUUAUAACUAUCGGCAGAUAGUUAUUGACGAGUUUAAGUUUUGUCAAAAAGUGAUCGUGUUAAGAACAUGUUAUAGAAUUAUGCUAUAGAAAUAAAACAUACAUUAGGAUUUUGAAAAAUGGAAGAGUUAUAUGAAAACACAUAGUUCAUAUAUUUUUUCUGAGGUCAUGGCAGUGAAUAGAUCUUUAACCAAAGAUAUUAAGUUUUACAAACGUGUGUUACUGAGAAGCCAACAAAGGUUUUUGGAAGAUCUUGAUCCUGUUUCUGUUUUAGACUUAUUUUUGGAAAGGGAUUAUCUAACAUACCCUCAAGUACGCGAUAUUCAGGAACAGAGAUUAACCUCUGACAAGACUAGGGAGAUAAUUAAGAAAGUAAGUGCUAAAGGAGUCAAAGGGUAUAAAACGUUUAAAGCACUGUUAAAAGAAUCACAUCAAGGACAUCUUGCUGAAUUCUUGGAUACACAGGAGAAGACAUUAGUGAAAGAAAUCAAAAUGGCAGAGAAAAAAGAAGAGAAAGACAAACAAGCCCUGACACAUGAAACUGUUGCACCUGUACAGCAAGGAAAUCAGAGAAUUCCUGAUGAGCAGGAGUUAACGUCCAUUUCUGCACAUAUUGGAAUGAAUUGGGAGUUGCUUGGACCUUUUCUCGGAGUACCAACAGUUACUAUUGACCAGAUAAAGUUAGAUAACUCUACAACACAAGUGAAAAUAUACAAAAUGCUCGAGGCCUGGCGAAGCAGAAAUCCUUUAACUGCUACUGUAGAAAAUCUUGUUUCGGCAAUGGAAAGGUGUCCAUCUGUCCGUAUUGACUGGGAGGCCCUAAGAGAAACCAUUGGACGCUUUACAUCGAUGGACAGCAAAACUGAUGAUUUGCAUCAAAGCCUUGGCGCCAGGCCUAAAACGGAUCAACUUCCUCUGCAAAGCAAAACAAACAAAAAUGGAGGAAAACAGUCUGUUGAUGACUUAGAGAAGUCCCAGAAUUCUAAUGGGAUACAAGAAACAUCCACAGGACAUACAUAUGGUAGAACUGUUCCUGGUGAUCUUUCUAUAAAUUCUGUUGCGCGAACACCAGUAGGCAAUACACGCGUAAAUGCUCCAGAUGUAAGCAAUGAAUAUGGUCCUGAUUUGUCAAAUCAAUUUAUACGAGAAGGGUCAGAUGGGCAAAAACAACCUCAAACAAGCCAUGGCAAAACGGUACAUUACAAAUUCUCUACCGAUCCAGUUGAUGCUAGGAAAGAACAAUCAAGUAAACAAUUGUUCCCUCCCAUACCUAAUCCAACAAGCUUCGACCAGUUUAAUAAUAUGCCAUCUUCAGUUGCAACACCAGAUGUUAUACAAAGUCUUCAAAGCAUCGAAAGAAAAAUAGAUAAUAUAGAGAAAGCAACAGUCCCUGUGCGAAGUGAGCAGCAGUCAACACACAUAAUUGCUUAUCAAGAAAAAGUCGACAUUGUUGAUGGUAACAGAGAGAGGGAGAAAGAGAAGUUAAGGAAAAAAAUGAUAAAGGAGAGAGACAAGAGGUUGCGCAAGCUGUUUACCUCUGAAGAUGAUAUAAAAGGAAGACUCAAAGUGCUUCGAAAACAGGAUAUUACUGAUCUGUUAAACUGUUGUGGAUGUAGUAAAGCUGGCGGCUUUGGAGAUAUAUUUAUUUCAAAGGAAGAGAUUGCAGGACUGGACAUGAAGAUUGUCAUUAAGAGGGUGAUGUUAAAAAAUGAAGCAGAUGAAAUGAAGAUGAAGUCAGUCACUAGUGAAAAACUAGCUUCAAGAACAAUGCAUUUUGCUAUAGUCCCUUUGUUGGCUUUCAUGGAAGAACCGGCAAACAU
This is a messenger RNA of Mercenaria mercenaria, 1832 nucleotides long. RefSeq lists its product as uncharacterized. The record is from RefSeq and is a predicted model, not a curated record. The annotation marks the transcript as partial. The transcript has 8 exons. NCBI's taxonomy places the organism in Eukaryota, Metazoa, Mollusca, Bivalvia, Venerida, Veneridae. Gene Ontology annotation, biological process: signal transduction; regulation of apoptotic process. Gene Ontology annotation, molecular function: protein binding.